This is a messenger RNA of Xiphias gladius (swordfish), 880 nucleotides long. It is a transcript of the gene pglyrp5, whose product is annotated as peptidoglycan recognition protein 5. The record is from RefSeq and is a predicted model, not a curated record. Gene Ontology annotation, biological process: innate immune response; peptidoglycan catabolic process. The coding region runs from base 23 to 526 and encodes 167 amino acids. Gene Ontology annotation, molecular function: zinc ion binding; N-acetylmuramoyl-L-alanine amidase activity; peptidoglycan binding. The transcript has 4 exons. Lineage: Eukaryota; Metazoa; Chordata; Actinopteri; Istiophoriformes; Xiphiidae.
GCAAAGGCAGCUGUGCAGAGUUAUGGAGCAAGAAGUGAGCAUUGUUUCAAGGGCACACUGGGGAGCAGCGCGCCCCAAACAGAAGGAGAGACUGAAAAGCUUGGCCCACAGAGUUAUCAUACACCACACUGCCCUCCCAAGCUGCAAAAGCCUGAAGGAGUGUAAGGACCACAUGCUCAGCAUUCAGAGAAUGCAUAUGACAGAAAGCGGCUUUGAUGAUAUUGGAUAUAAUUUCCUUGUGGGACGAGAUGGUACAGUGUUUGAGGGCCGUGGCUGGGGUGUGGUAGGGGCACAUACCAAAGGCAACAAUCAUGACUCACUGGGGAUUGCCUUCAUGGGCAAUUUUAACAAUGAAGCACCAAGCAACAAGUCAAUACUGUCAGUCAAAAGGCUGCUGCAGUCUGGAGUUUCCCAGAGCUUUCUACACAAAGAGUUUGCUCUGUUCGGGCACAAAGAUCUGGGAGACACAGAAUGUCCCGGGGAGCAGCUUUACGCUGCACUGCCACAACUGAGGGGUACCACAUGAAGCUUUCUCUAAAUGUUGAUGGUUUGGAAAUUUGACCUUUGGCAUAAACUACGGGAGUGGUUGUACUGUAACAGGAGGAGGUCCUACAGGUUUCACAGCAUGUUCACAGCCUACAUCUCCUGCAGCUGAGGGAGCCAUCACAUGGGAUGAGACCAACCGGCUGUAGUUGUCAGGAAGUGCAAUAUAUUUACAAACUGUUUCAGCAUAUGUCAAAAGAUUGUCAGAUUUGUCAUUUCACUUUGUGGUUAACUGAGUCUAGGUGCAAUAUUAAUAUGGUGUGCAAUACAUUUUACUUGAGAAUACUUCGUUUGAUAAUGUGAACAUGGUGUAAAAUAAACAUUCACGGGAAUUUAA